CCGCAUUUCCACCUCGGGGGUGGUGGUGGAAUGUGACCGCGUUACGGCUGUGCGUAAUUGGCCAACCCCAACCACUGUGAAGGAGGUGCAGCGAUUCUUGGGGUUCGCUAAUUAUUAUCGGAGGUUUAUCCGGGGUCUUGGCCAGGUGGCGGCUCCCAUUACCUCACUGAUGAAGGGGGGUCCGGUGCGGCUACGAUGGUCAGCAGAGGCGGACAGAGCCUUCCAUCGUCUGAAGGUGCUGUUUACCAACGCUCCUGUCCUGGCGACAUUGGCUUGAGGGGGCACGUCACCCUUUUCUCAUCUGGACCGACCACCGUAACCUGGAGUAUAUCCAGGCAGCGAGGAGGCUUAAUCCCCGUCAGGCAAGGUGGGCCAUGUUCUUUACGAGGUUUCACUUUACCCUCUCGUACAUGCCACGUUCCCGGAACCGGAAGGCUGACGCACUGUCGCGUCUCUACGACACAGAGGAGCGGACCAUCGAUCCUACUCCCAUACUUCCCGCCUCCUGUCUGGUGGCACCGGUGGUAUGGGAGGUGGAUGCGGACAUCGAGCGGGCGGGUCGGUUAGAACCCACUCCACCUCAGUGUCCCGUGGGCCUGAAAUACGUUCCGCUUGGUGUGCGCGGUCGCCUGAUCCGAUGGUCCCACACUCUACCCUCCUCGGGUCAUCCUGUGGUGGAACGGACAGUGCGGGACCUGAAGGGGAGGUACUGGUGGCCCACCUUGGUUGAGGAUGUUCGCCGUUAUGUCUCUUCCUGUUCGGUAUGCGCCCAGUGCAAGGCUCCUAGACACCUGCCUCGAGGGAAAUUACAGCCCCUCCCCGUUCCACAAUGGCCUUGGUCUCACCUCUCGGUGGAUUUCCUCACGGAUCUCCCGCCGUCCCAGGGGAACACUGCGAUCCUGGUCGUUGUGGAUCGGUUCUCUAAGUCCUGCCGUCUGCUCCCUUUGCCCGGUCUUCCUACGGCCCUGCAGACCGCGGAGGCCCUGUUCACCCAUGUCUUCCGGCACUAUGGGGUGCCCGAGGACAUCGUAUCUGAUCGGGGUCCCCAGUUCACGUCCAGGGUGUGGAGAUCGUUUAUGGAGAGGCUGGGGGUCUCGGUCAGCCUGACCUCGGGUUUCCACCCCGAGAGUAAUGGGCAGGUAGAGCGCAUUAACCAGGAUGUGGGCAGGUUCCUGCGGUCGUAUUGCCGGGACCGGCCAGGGGAGUGGGCGCAGUUUGUACCAUGGGCCGAGAUGGCCCAGAACUCUCAGCGCCACUCCUCUACUAACCUGUCACCCUUCCAGGUUGUAUUGGGGUAUCAGCCGGUCCUGGUGCCAUGGCAACAGAGCCGGAUGGAGGCAUGGGUGAAGCGCUCUCAGGAGACCUGGAAUGCGGUCCAGGAGUGUCUAAGGAGGGCUGGUGAACGACACAAAGAGAGCACUGACCGCCACCGCAGUGAAGCCCCCGUGUUUAACCCGGGGGACAGAGUGUGGCUCUCGACCCUCCGCCUGCCCCUCCGCCUGCCCUGCCGGAAGCUGGGUCCGCGGUUUGUGGGGCCGUUCAAAGUCCUGAGGAGGAUAAACGAGGUGUGUUACAGGUUACAACUCCCUUCAUAUUACCGCAUUAACCCCUCGUUUCAUGUGUCUCUCCUCAGGCCGGUGGUAGCUGGUCCGCUACAGGACGAUGAGGUGCUGGAGGUCCCCCCGCCCCCCCUGGACAUCGGGGGGGCCCCGGCGUACACAGUCCGAGCCAUCCUGGACUCCCGACGUCGGGUAGGGUGCCUGCAGUACCUCGUUGGACUGGGAGGGGUACGGUCCGGAGGAGAGGUGCUGGGUUCCGGCAGUGGACGUUCUGGAUCCACCUAUGCUGCAGGAAUUCCACCGUCGCCGUCCGGAUCGGCCGGCGCCUUGCCCUCCGGGCCGUCCCCGAGGCCGGCGUCAGGGGAGGGCUACUGUCACAGUAUCCAACGAAGGUGGCGCCCCUCCUCGGUCGGGCGGCGCUCGGCAGUCAUCGUCGCCGGCCUAUUAGCUACCACCGAUCUAUGUUUCUGUGUCUUUUGGUUUUGUCUGUUUAUCCCGCACCUGUUUCGUGUCUGUCAUUAGUGGGGGGUUAUUUAGUGUGUAUUUUCAGUUUGGGUUCUCAUGCGGGAUUGUUUAUUGUCCACUCAGGACAGUUGUGUGUGUGGCCUGUUUCGCUGGCCUGCGUAAGCUUUAUUGCCGGGCUCCGGCUUUUUCCCUCGUGUUUAUUUUGGGAAUGUGUUUUCCCUGGCAGACUUUAUUGAGCGCCCUGUGCCUUUCGGCUAUUGUGUUUUGCCCGUUGCAUUAAAACUCUGUUGCUCCGGCCUUCUGUCUCCUGCGCCUGAUUCCGCAUCUCCACUGGUCCUAGAAUUCCGUGACACUUAUUUCCCUCAUUAAAAUGCAAAUCAAUUUAUAACAUUUUUGACAUGCGUUUUUCUGGAUUUUUUGUUGUUAUUCUGUCUCUCACUGUUCAAUUAAACCUACCAUUAAAAUUAUAGACUGGUCAUUUCUUUGUCAGUGGGCAAACGUACAAAAUCAGCAGGGGAUCAAAUACUUUUUUCCCUCACUGUAGUUUUAGCAUUGUAGCUGCCAAUGGAAAUGGCCAAUGCUAAAACAGACUGAGAUCGAGGCUUGGCAACUGUAUUUUUCAUAUUUGCUUGAAUGCAAAAGGUGUAAAUUUAUACAACCAAUGUUAAACAUGUAUUUUUUCCCCUGGAAGAAUGGCACUCACCAAAACAAUUUCUAUCCUAAAAUAAUAUAUUAGCUUUUUAUUUAACGGUAUUGGUUUGUUAAGAUAUUUUAUCAGUUUGCAUUUUAUUUGUGUUCAAACUGUUGUGGUUUGUUUUCGUGUUGACCCAUAGAUAAAACAAGUUAGAUGUGAAAAAAAAUAUUGGUGACUGUUUUUCUAAAUUCUUUGCUUGACCGCAGCAUCUUUGCAGGAUUUUAGUUGAACAUGUACUUUACAAAAUAUAUUAACUUGACAAGUGUCCUUUUGUAUGUGACCUGUACUAUAUGGCUUCAUUUAAUAUUGUGUACAUAUGAUUUACUUUGUUUUAUGUAGUGUUAUAGAUCUAGAUUUUGUACAAAAUGGUCAUCUGUACAGAAUAAAACAUCAAUAGCAAUGACAAGAAGUCAAUGUGGCACAUACAUUCUUUUCCUCUUUCACGUGUAACUUUGCAUUAUUAGAAAUAACAAGUCAUAUUUUUAUCUGUUUUAACUCUUCAAGGUUUGUUCCCUAUUCAAAAUGUCUUUGACCAGAUUUCAGUCCAUAGUCUUUGUGUGCUUUUCUCACAGUUUCAAGUGGUGUACAUCUAUAUUGAAUGAAUAAAGAGAAUAUUUGAACUUAUAUUUUCAACCAUA
Salmo salar (Atlantic salmon) is the source of this 3356-nucleotide messenger RNA. RefSeq lists its product as uncharacterized. Lineage: Eukaryota; Metazoa; Chordata; Actinopteri; Salmoniformes; Salmonidae. Gene Ontology annotation, molecular function: nucleic acid binding. Gene Ontology annotation, biological process: DNA integration. The record is from RefSeq and is a predicted model, not a curated record.